AUGGCGGCUGAGUCCGGGUCCGAGCUGGGUUGGCAAGCUUUGCCCACGGCCGUCCUGGGCGCCCUGAGCACACUGGGCAGCGAGUUCCUGCGCGAGUGGGAGGCGCAGGACAUGCGUGUGACCCUCUUCAAGUUGCUGCUCCUGUGGCUGGUGCUGAGCCUCCUGGGGAUCCAGCUGGCCUGGGGGGUGUACGGAAGCACUGUGACUGGCCUGUAUCACCGCCCGUCCUCGGGUCCGGGAGGCCAGAAUGGCUCCACUCCCGAUGGCUCUUCCUUGUUUCCUCCAUGGGAAACUUCAGAAAACGAAUCAAUGAAAACCCAUCGUGAAUAAUGGAAGGAAGAGGCAUGGGCCUGGCUUUCCUGCUGCCUGUCUAUUUUGGAAUCCUGUCUGCCAAGAGUCUCAGGGAUACUGGCUGGGGUUUUUUUCUGGAGAGAUACUAGUCAGGAGGGGAAUGGUGUAGGUUUGAGGAAAACAGGAAAUCUUACUGGGGGCCAAAUCUCAGAAAGGCUCUUCACUUCUCCAUUUUCCUUUUCUAGAUGUUCUUUCCCCUACUGGGGGAAAGGAGAAGGCCCUGAGACCUGGCCCUUGAGGAAGCAUGGCUUGUCUGACAUCUCCUUGUAGCCUCUCCUUCCUUGUGGGCCAUUGACUGUUGGCCCUCCUGGGAAAACCUCAUGCCUGGAAUGAAUCCAGGAGGGAGGCAAUGAAAAGGAGGACCAACUCUCAGCCUUGCUUUCCUCUUCAGUUCUGAGGCCUUUGCAGUAAGGCUGAGAAUCACAGCCAGCACUGUUACAAUAGGGUGCUGCAAUUAUGAGGUGACUUGGGAUAGAAACUUUCUCUGCUUGUUGGCCUAUGGGGACUUCUCCAGUAGAAUCUCAUUCUUGAAGGGGGAAAAAAUGAAGUCCUAAAUUAAUUCCACUAACCAGGAGGCCUUUGGGCAAGAGAUAUGCUCAAGGUAUAAGUGACUUCUACUUCCAGCCUUGCUGAAACCCAUUUUCUCCUCCAAGGUAUCCUAGUAGAGUGGGGGCCUCAGGGUUGGGGUCUGAGCCAGCCUGGGUCUGAGAAGUAAGACAGGAUUGGACUAGAAGUUUCCCAUAGACUCUUGGGCCAGAGCCUCCAAGGGGUAAUUGCAUGCUGUUGAUCUACCUAGUAUACAUUCUGUUGUCUUCCAUUUGAGGCUGUGCUUAGAGCUCCCCCACGUGGGGGGUCUUCAUGACCAAUUCUAGGACAUAGGCAUAGAGCAAGGCUUCAACUUCUAUGGUUCUAUUUCCACUGCUUGUUAACAGAACAAACUGGACAGGAGAGCCAGCAAAUUCAGAUUGACUAUCUUUCUGUUGGAAUUUUUCUCCCCUCCCUCCUUUCGCCCUACUGUGGGAAAACUAAAGAAGAGAAGAAAUGUGUAGGACCAUAGCCAGCAUGUGCCUUGAAAGUCACCCUUUUUAGCUGCUCUCAACUCUUCCAUGUAUACAAAGGACCUUUGAAGGGAGUAGGCCAGAUCACCCUCUGCUCUUAAGUGGUACCAGCUUAAUAUGAUCGUAGGUUCAGCAGCAGGAGUCUGGACAAGGCCAGCACUGGCUUGCAGGAUGUUUUUCUCGGGCCUCACUGCUCAAUUAGCAUGGAGUGAAGCUUGUAAAUUGGGUGUUUUAGAGCCCCAUCUAGGAUGACGGAAGGGGAAAGGCCCAGUGUAACAUGGUUUCAUAUUUGUUAUCAACUUGUGACAGGCCAGUCAGCUGCUACCUCAUUCUCCCACCCCCAAAUCUGGCUACUACAUUUUUGCCUUUUCUCCUCCACUGAUUCAGUGGUACAAAUUAAUAAAAGCUCAUAUUUGUGACACA
This is a messenger RNA of Monodelphis domestica (gray short-tailed opossum), 1832 nucleotides long. RefSeq names its product T cell leukemia translocation altered (gene TCTA). Lineage: Eukaryota; Metazoa; Chordata; Mammalia; Didelphimorphia; Didelphidae. Gene Ontology annotation, biological process: osteoclast fusion. The record is from RefSeq and is a predicted model, not a curated record.